UCCGAUUUCAGAACGAUUUAGAGCACAGUUGAAAAGUUAAUACGCUGACUAUAAUGGACUAAUUAGAAAAAUUAAAGCAGUAAUUUUCAAUGCGUGAGAUAAAACGUGUGUCUCCCGGCCAAUGCUUGAGAGUUGGCAGCUCGGAGAAGGCUAGGGCUACAGUAACAUAACCUAUACGGAGGCUAUGAUAUCUCAAGUAGUGGCACUCACAAAAAUAGCUUUUACACUGAAUUCUGAUGACAGGACAACCUGAGCAUAAAAGGUACGAAGGCAGACAAAGUUUACAGAUAUGAAGCUGUAAGGGAACCCACAACAUGGCAAGCACACAGCAGUCUGCUUUUGAGUAUGUCCAAAAUGGCAGAGCUCUUCUUGAGGGUCACCUCCAGAAACCCUCCUUGGUCGUUGAUGAGAUGCGAAAGAAUAACAUCUUCAGCAAAAAACAAGUUAGAGAAAUUAAAUUCCAUAAAAAUAGGUCUGUCAAAACCAGAAAGAUGCUGGACAUGAUUAUCAAGAAAGGGGAAUAUGCCAGUUAUGAACUGUUAAAAAUAUUGUACAACACAAGGAACCAAACCUUACCAAGAACAAACCCUACCCAGAAUCAACCUCGCCACCCAGAUUUACAUCAAUGGAUCAGCUGCUUUUCGUUUACAGAUGACCCCGAUUUACAGAGUGGCCUCGUCUCUGAAUCAGGGCCUUGUGAGAGGUACAAAAGGCAGCUGCGAACAAAAGCUGUUGAGUUUCUUCACGCAAAGUGGGACCAGCACAUGCAUUUCCUCGAAGACAAGGCAAAAUGCAAACCCUUUACUUACAUUCCUGUCGUUUUGGACACCGACUCGAGUGAGCUGUCCAAAACUAAAAGCAAGUACAAAAAAGCACGCUCUAAGAAACUUAAGACUUACAUUCCAAGAGAUAAGGGAAAACUGUCCCCUGGUCACUUACUGGAAAGCAGUGAGAAAAAGAUUCUACUUGUUGGUAAACCUGGCAUUGGAAAGACAACUGUUGUCCAGCAAGUUUUAAAUAUCUGGGCAGAGAAUGAGAAUCCUCAAGAGAGUUAUAUGUUCUACUUUGAUGAGCCUUCGAUGAGAUCAAUGUCUCACUCUUCACAGCCCUCAUCCUUGAGGUCUCUGCUGUUUGAAAGAUACCUUAAGCCAGAGGAAGGCGCAGAGGAUGUGGUGCUGUGUGAUAUUCAAAAUAAUUCAGAAAAUGUUAUCUUUGUGUUUGAUGGGAUCAUGGAUGUGAUUGGCAACCCCGUGCUAAAUAACAUUUUGGCAAAAGAACUUCUAUGUGAUGCCAAGAUUCUGACCACGUGCAGACCAGAGGCAGAAGACUGCGAAUUUUUAUCUGACUGGCCGUCUUACAGAGUGGAGGUCCAAGGAUUCAACAAUGAGUCCAUCCAUGCUUACUUAAAGUGGAGGUUAGGCACUGAGGAUGACUAUGUUUGUAGUGUUGCGAGCAACGACGCACUAUUCAGUCUAUGCCAUGUCCCAAUGUACGCUUUCAUAGUGACUGCUUGUAUUUCAUUUAGUCCCUGUGAGGCUAAAAACCACCCAUGCACCAUAACAGAAAUGUAUGUGCGGAUCUUUCGUCAUUGCAUGAAAAGACAUGGUGACCAAAAUGUUGAGUAUCUGGAUAAGUACAUUCAUGACAAUAUGGGGAACAUCAAGUUUCUAGCUAUAAACUCUUUCCAAGCAUUACUUGCGAAAACCGUGAACUUGACAGAAAUGGAUUGCAAGGACAACAGUGUUCAACAUGCGUUCUUGACGUCCAGUGCAGCAAAGGAAUCAUCAACUGGCCAUUCGUUUGCUUUUCUCCACAACACGAUGCAGGAGUUUUGGGCUGCUCUUUUUCUGUUGAUGACACCUGGAAACAUCACCUCCGUCCUUCAACAGUGUCAGACAGAAGAAGGAAAGUACUUGAAGUACAUUGUGUCCUUCCUCUGUGGACUCUUGUCCAGUGACAUUGCUGAAUUGAUUAACUGUGUAGUGCCAGAGGACCAGAUAAGGGAAAUAUCUGACAUAUACCUUGAGAAAGUCAUAGACUCCUUCCUCAGGCCUGCAAUACUACAGGGACAUGAUGAGUCCCAUACCGAGUUGGAUGCUGAUCUCCUCUUCGUUUGCCAGUGCUUGUAUGAGCACCAGUCACCCAAAGCCUGUUCACUCCUUCUACAAAAAGUGGAGUAUGAGCUUGAUCUCAGUGGAAAAUAUCUCGAUCCUCAACAGUGCUGUGCUGUGUCAUAUGUGAUCAACCAGUCCACAAACAAGAAUGUCUGUCUGUACCUGAUUGACUGCACUUUCUCUGAUCCAGGAUUGAGGCUGAUUCUGGGCUCUUUGAAAAAUCUUCAAUGUCUCAGAUUGGAUCCCACUACACAAUGUCAGGUGUGGAAAGCUGCUCUUGACUCAGGGAACCCGAGUGACUCUGAAGGCUUGCUAAGACUGUGUGAAUAUGAAAUUCACUUAAGAGUCAUGGAGAAACAGGACCAAAAGGUGUGGGAGAGAGUGGGAGAGGUCCUGAAGCACAAGAGACCAGAGAAGGUCAAAUUCUGUCUACAUUUGGUUGACAACUCACUGCAUGCAGCUAAUUCCUUGGGAAAGAGCAUAUUUGACCAUUUGCCAAACGUUGAGGCUAUCAGGUUUGUUAAACCUGUUGAUCUGAGACGAUCAUUAGUGGCAUGGAAAAUGGAGGUGAGGUCCUUCCAGCAGGAUAUCUUGCUGCACGGGGCUCUGUACCAGAUGGAGACAGGACUGAAACGGGUAGAGGACCUGCAAGCAGUGCUUUGUCUGGCUAGCACAUAUUCUUUAGAGGAACAGAGCAAAUUCAUUUUGAGUUUGUACCAACAUAUAGGAAAAUAUGAGAAUGAUGAAGGGGUAGCAGUUCUACCAACAUUGCAGACAGUUUUCAAGUCAUUUCCUGCAGUCUGGUACAUACACUUUGCUGAUACGAAGGCCUCUGUCCUCCUUGAUGUGAUGAAACUCCAAAACGUGAAGAAACCAGUGGAGCUGUGGUGGUCAAAUGAUGAGUGUGACAUGAGCCUCAUUCAUUGUUUGCCUUAUAUUUCACAGCUAAGGCAAGUUAUGUUUUGUUAUUUGUCUGAUUGAAACCCAUUUUGUUUAUGCGAUUUACAGGCUAACACUUUUCAUUGUCUAUAGCUUUAGCAUAAAGGUCCUAAUGGAGUGUGGUCAUUAAAAAAAAAGUUCUCUAUGAACAGGUUCAAUGACUGCAUUCUGAUCCAGUAUGAUGACACUAAAGGAACCAUUGAAGGCCUUUUGAAACUAUUCUGUUUUGCAAAGCAGCGUCAGCUUGAGACAGGAGAGGAGACACUGAGGAUGCUGUCGACAGUAUGCAGCUACUCAAACUUCCCUUUUGCGAGUGAUAACAAAGACGAACAGAGUGAUUUUCUGCUAGAUUUAUACUCCUCUGCAAAGUCGUUUGAACUUGAAUUGGAGGGCCAAAUUCUCCCAUCAUUGUUGACAGUCUUUCAGUCAGCUCAGCCUGCAGCCUGGGUCCUUGACCUCGGUACAGACAAGGCCUCCAUCCUACUUGAGGUGCUGAAACUCCAAACAGAGAAGAAACCAGUUAGACUGAAGGGCUGGCUAGAAACUGAUCAAAGCAAAAUAGAGAGUUUUCUUCGGUGCCUACCAUAUAUUUCACAACUGAGGAUUAUUCCUCAAGAUGAGAGUGAUACAGAGGUGAAGAUGCCUACACUGACUUCUGAGCAACUAAAGAGAUUCUUCCUUUUGCACCUGCUUGAUCAUGGAGAUCUGGACAACACUGAGACAGGACAGAGCUCUGUUGAGGAACUGUUGUCAGUUCUUGGGUUUGCUCAUUCAGACGACUCUCCAGAAAGGUGCUUGUUUCUGUUAGAUCUGUUCUCACAUGGGAAAGACUACGAGACUCAAACAGGCAGAAAAGUUUGUCACGCAUUACUUCCUGUUUAUCGGUCAGCCCCUGCAGUCUGGUCCAUAGACCUCUCGGAGAGAAAGGGCUCUCUAAGCUGUAAUGACCAGUUCCAGCUGUCUCUGUGGGGUGCACUCCCUGUCGGCUCAGAAUGGGAUGCACAGCUAGCCUCCUCACUCCUCCAGGCCCUAGACUACACCAUCACAUUGUCAGGGUGGUUGCCCACUGUAACCUGCAAGGCAGUAGGUGCAGUCCUAGGCCAAUCUGCCCCUGGAGAAAAACUCAACGUCAGUCUCAUCCCAGAUAGUAUCUCAUUCCAAGGAGCUGCAUUACUCUUCAAGCAAGUGAAAGAGUUUCACAAACUUAAGGUAAACGAAAUGUCAACAGCAAAGCUGGCCAGAUUGGCAAGGUCAAUGACAUGCCGAAGACCAAUGGUCGUUGAGGAGCUGACUCUUGUCUUGUCUAGGUCAAUUCCAAAAGAAGGGGUGCAGUGUAGAGUGCUCAGUGGUUUAGCUUUACUCCUUAGAGUUUGGACUGUAAGGGUCUUAAAUCUGAUAGACUGUCCAAUCCAGGGUUUCCUUCUCACUACCUUGUUGUGUCAUCAGGGUCCACUCACUAUCAGGCAAGUUUCUAGAUCUUCUUCACACUUGAAAAAAUAUGGACUUUUGUUUUGUGAGGUGUGCUAUUGUUUUGAAAGAUGGGUUUGUGUAUGUUUCCAUGACAGACUGAGUAAGGAGACUCGGCAGCAGCUGGCUGUUGUGGUGUAUGAGGCUCAGGAUGAGGAACUGACCCAAUGCUUUCUGGAAAAGUCGGGUAGUGAUCUGUCUAACUGUACACUGGACUGGGAUGUGCUUCACUACCUGCUGAAGACCACCACACCACACAACCCAUCACCAUCAACCUCAGGAGGAGCAGAAUCAGAGACCAAUACAUACCUUAUCUCCUCCCUUUGCUGAAGAAUGUUCACUUUCAAAGGACAAGCUCCCAGUUUGAGAGGACAGCUCUGAGAGAAAUACAUGAGCAACGUGCUGGUCACUUGGUGAACAGUUUAGUGAAGUCAUCAGAUGACUGGAUCGACCUGAACAACCUGGUUUUGAACCAUGAUGACUGUGAAGCGCUUCGUUUUGCCCUGCACUACAGUGACGGUGUCAAACUCAACUUGUUGUUGACCAUCAUUCCAAAGGAGGAAAUGGAGAGCAUUCUGACUCUUCUACACAGAGUCUCUGAGCUCAGGGUCGAAAGGAAACUAUUGCUGGAGCUGCUCCAUACCUGUGCAGGAUUGAGAAGGAGGAGAGGAGUGGCACCUGCACUCCUGACACUGCUGCAUCACAAACUGGACCUCUCCUGCUCCUCUGCCAUGGACCUGUUUGGGCAGGAGAAGACUGUUUUGAGCCUCAGUUUUGGAGACUGUAGGGUAAUCUCCGCGGCCAUCCAGGAAGCUGAUGGUGACACCGAGCUGAUCCUACACGACUGCCAUGUUGAGGAUGAAGGAAUAGAGGAGCUGUUUCAUGUUUUGCACAGGAUUCAUAUGAGCUUUGGAAAACCUCUUCUGCUGCAACUCCUGCACUUGAUAUUUGUGGAAGAUUGCGACAGGUCAGUGAGGCUUGCUUCAUUACUCUCCAGAGCCCUAGAAAAGAAGGUGGACCUCAGUCAUAGCCCUUUAGACUCGAGGGCCUGUUCAACACUUGCCUUGGUUCUAGAACACUCGGAAGGGCUUUCCGAGCUGGACCUCAGUGACUGCCAACUCACUGACACACAACUGGACGUGCUGCUCCCACAUCUGCACAAAGUUCAAGUCCUGAAUCUUUGCAAUAAUGAAAUCACAGACAAAGGUGCUGUGAAACUCAACCUAUACAUGAUUGGCAAUAGCUUCACAGAAACUGUAUGGCUCUCCAGCAACAUGAUUACUGAGUUUGACAUCUUAUUGGCAGACAACCGCUACAAACUGUGGCCAGCUCAUGUGGAGCCUGGGUGGCACGAUCAGCGCGUUACUUCCCUGGGAUCUACCGCUGUGACAAAUGAGACCUCUAAAAAAAAAACCCUCAUUGAAGAAUUUGAUCCUGACAAAACAAUAACAGACAAGAUUACCUACAGGUUCCAGUGUGGGUCUCGUGGCAGGUUUCAGUGCAGAGCUACAGGACUGGUUUUUGGGAUGAGGGGGGCAGGAAUUGUGGAGUACAGUGUGGUCCACUGGGACAGGGAUAUCCUUGCUAACACCAGCUAUGAGCCUGCAGGCCCCCUGUUUCAACUCAGGAGUCCAGAGGGACAUAUGUACCAACUACAUCUACCUCACUGCGAGGUUAAGGUGUCUGCAGCUGAGAACCUUCUUGUGGCCCACAUAUGCAGAAAGAACAGGGAGUUCUUAAUACCCAAGGUGACACACUCACACGUGAUUGUAAGCAUUAGUGGGCUUUCAAAUUAUGGAAAAGCUCGUAAAAAACAAUCCAACAGCAACCGUAUCCAAGGACAGGUGCUACUGUUCCUUGAGCCUGAAGCAACUCCAGAAGAGCAACGGCUCUGGGUGUUCCUGCUGCCCCGAGACAUGCCGCCAGACCAGGUGGAAAAUCAGCACAAAGAGUUCACAUUCAUUAAGACCAGCUCAUCCUGUAUGCUGACACCCACAGCCAAAUAUAGUGUGACUUCUGACCUCAAACAAGGCUUUCUUGUUCAACCCAAAAAAUACACUUUGCACAUUGCACAUUGCACAUACCAACACGCCACCUUUGAGGUCUUCUUGAACCGUAGUAUCACCGAACUCAAAAUGAAAAUUCUGGAGACAAAGCUAAAGACGAGGAAACGCUGGUGUCGCCGAGUGAUUCUCAACACACCACGGGGUCUCACCAUGUCUCCUCCCCUACUUUCAUCAGAUAAUGCUGCUAAGAUAAAAAGAUUCAAUGAGCAGCAGUGGAUAAAGAACCUGUGUGACAUACUGAGAGAACUGUCAAAGGACGAAAUUAAGAAGCUUAAGUCAAUGAUGAGGAAUAAGGAACAAAAGCCAGUCCCCAAGAGUGCUCUGGAGGGACGAAAAAGCCCCGAGGAGCUUGCAGAGCUGAUGGUGGAGACCUGGGGGAUGCAUGACUCCAUCAAGGCCACCAAAGAGUUCAUGGAGAGACUGCCACGCAAUGACGAUCGAGUGACCUCCUUGCUGCAGCCAUUCUUGUAGCAUUUUGGCAAAGGUUGGGAGAUGAUGGAAGUGUGGUGGCUACCUGCAAAAAACUAUGGGAGUAUGCUUUUACAAGGUCCAAAACUCAGGGAAAAUCAAAUCCAUUGAAAUUGAUAUAAUGAACAGAGCAUUUAGAGAACAAAUAUAUUGUAUUGCAGUUGUCUUUAAUUUUGUAAACUUUUUGGGGGAAAAAAUCAAGUUCAGUUGAACAAUAUAUUUUGAGAUUUUAUGUAUAUUUCAAAACUUUUUUUUUAUCACUGAAAUAUGUACAGUAUGACCAACGACAACUUUGUAGUUCAAUGUAUAUUUAUAUUUGUAAACUUUUUUUUCAACCACCAGAAUAAUAUGUAAAGUAUGACCAAUGACUUUUUCUACCUGUUUGAAUCUUGGUGUUGUCUCAUCCACACAUUCGGAUAAAACCAUGAAUCUAAUCCGUGGCCAAUUAUUGUUCUACCCUUUCACUGUCAUAACGGUACAAAUCUUUGCCGCAAAUCCUAAAACUAGUAUGUAUGAUUAUUGCUAUCCUCAUUUCAUCAGGAAAGACAAAAAUGCCAAAACCCUCAUCAUUAGUGUACUUGCUGUUAUUCCCUCUUAAUAGUCGCAUUUUGCAUCACAUAGUAACCAAUUCUUGAUAUUAACCAAUAGCCUACACUGUUCUGCUUGUUUUUUAAUUUUUUUCUUAAAUGUGCUUUUCUAUGCAAUAAAGAUUAGGGUACACACUGAGCAAUAACCUACAAUAUUGGUAGGCCUAAACCUAAUAUUUUGUUGAUUAAAUACAUUAUUUAGAUUGUAAA
Molecule: messenger RNA, 7851 nt
Organism: Oncorhynchus tshawytscha (Chinook salmon)
Lineage: Eukaryota; Metazoa; Chordata; Actinopteri; Salmoniformes; Salmonidae
Product: NACHT, LRR and PYD domains-containing protein 4B
Exons: 18
Coding region: 5084-7057 (657 amino acids)
Biological process (GO): regulation of apoptotic process
Molecular function (GO): protein binding
Source: RefSeq, a predicted model, not a curated record